CGACAACAAUAAGCGCACGAUCCAGCAUAGGCAGCGGGAAGCUCAAGUCUUAUUGUGCUGAAAGAUUGACUGAGGCUCUACCAUGCCUGUGGCCUCCACCAGGACAGAGCCUGUGCCCCACGUGUUGGACGUGAUGAGCGACAGCACGACCAGCUCCACCACGGCCAAUGACCUAGACCUCAUCUACCUCAAAGGCAUCAUGGAGAGCCCUCUGGAGCAAGAUGAGAGCCUGAAAGAGCCACGUCUGUCACCGGUGAGGGAGAACAACGUGGAGCUCCUGCAGGAGAUCCUCAGGGAUCUGGACCCCUUCACACACCGCUCCGACACUGCAGCUGAGCUCGCCCGCAUCCUCACACAGCCUCAUUUCCAGUCGUUACUGGAGACUCAUGAUUCAGUGGCGUCCCAGGUGUGUGAUAGCCCACCCCCUAGCCCAGGUGACUUUGUGGAUCAUGAACCAGAGGACAGCCACACGCCCAACCCGCACCCGCCACCUGACGCAAUCCGCAUGGUGGGCAUACGCAAAGUGGCAGGGGAGCAUCUGGGGGUGACGUUCAAAGUGGAGGGAGGUGAGCUGGUGAUAGCCCGCAUCCUCCAUGGAGGCAUGAUAGACCAGCAAGGACUGCUGCAUGUCGGAGAUAUCAUCAAAGAGGUGAAUGGGCGAGAGGUGGGUCGGGACCCCAGGGUGCUGCAGGAGGAGCUUCAAGCAGCCAGUGGUAGUGUGGUUCUGAAGAUACUGCCCAGCUACCAUGAAGCCAUACCACCAAGACAGGUGUUCUUUAAGUGUCACUAUGACUAUGACCCGGCCAGUGACAACCUAAUUCCCUGUAAGGAGGCAGGCUUAAGGUUUGAGACGGGGGACAUCCUGCAGAUAGUCAACCAGGACGAUGUCAACUGGUGGCAGGCCCGUCAUGUGGAGGGUGGCAGCACGGGGCUGAUCCCCAGUCAGAUGCUGGAGGAGAAAAGGAAAGCUUUUGUCAAGAGAGAUGUGGAACUGGCACCAACAGGAAAUCUUUGCACUGGUGUUGGAGGGAAGAAGAAGAAGAAAAUGAUGUAUGUGACCACCAAAAACGCAGAGUUUGACAGACAUGAGAUAUUGCUGUACGAGGAGGUGGCCAAGGUCCCGCCUUUCAAGAGGAAAACCCUGAUUUUGAUCGGUGCCCAGGGCGUUGGGAGGCGGACACUGAAGAACAAGCUCCUGCUGAGGGAUCCACAGCUCUUUGGCACCACUAUUCCAUAUACCUCCAGAAAGCCCAAAAAGGGGGAACGGGAAAGUCGGAUGUACGCCUUCACCAGCCGCAGCAAGAUGGAGACCGACAUCAAGAACGGGCGCUAUCUUGAACACGGAGAGUACGACGGCAACCUCUAUGGAAUCAAGAUCGACUCCAUACAUGAGGUGGUCGAGGCAGGCCGCAUCUGCAUACUGGAUGCCAACCCUCAGUCUCUCAAAGUCCUGAGGACCUCUGAGUUCCUGCCCUACGUGGUGUUCCUCCAGUCUCCAGACUUCGAGGUGCUCAAGGCAUUGAACCACUCCGCUGUAGAUGCAGGGGUGGUUGCUAAGACACUGACGGAUGAAGAACUGAGGAGGACGUGCAACGAGAGUGAUAAAAUCCAGACGGCCUAUGGUCACUACUUUGAUCUCAGCAUCGUUAACGACAACCUGGACGAGACCUACCGCACUGUCAAAGCCGCCCUGGAAACGGUUUCUAAAAACCCCCAAUGGGUCCCUGUCACCUGGGUGUUCUAG
Molecule: messenger RNA, 1744 nt
Organism: Toxotes jaculatrix (banded archerfish)
Lineage: Eukaryota; Metazoa; Chordata; Actinopteri; Toxotidae
Gene: mpp2a
Product: membrane palmitoylated protein 2a
Exons: 14
Coding region: 83-1744 (553 amino acids)
Cellular component (GO): cell-cell junction; plasma membrane
Molecular function (GO): protein binding
Source: RefSeq, a predicted model, not a curated record